UAUUUAUUUAAGAAAAUAUGAAACAUGUCUGCUUCAUGCUUAUACCACAACACAACUUGUAAUUUCCAUGGUGUCUCUCUUCUCCACACCUUACUAUAUACCUUUUGUGAUUCUUUCCAGCGAAUUUCCAGCUUCCAUGAUCAAAGAAACAUUUAAUCUUCCUUUUUGGCAAAAUAAUCAUUUCUCUAAAUUCAUCUCAAACUUGUCUUGCCUUUUAUCUUUGGUUUGGUGGGUUCCUCAUUGACCAUGAUGCCAGCUGAAGCUUCCAAGGAUAAUAACCAAGGUGUUUCCACCAUUCAAAAUAAAGAUGAUAUCUCAAUUCAUAAGGGUGCGGCAUCAUCUGAAAUAACUGAGGAACUACCAAGUGGACAACAAAGAACAAAGCAAAACCUUAGCAUAGAGACACCAAAAAAAAUUCAAGAAGAAGCAAAAGAAGAUUUUUUGAGAAUAAACAUACCUCUAACUCUAACUCCAUCGCCAAGAAGAGUAAUAUUUUCACCUUGUACAAGUCCUGUUUUCAUUGAAACCAAUGAAUCCCCUGGUCCUUCUAGUUCUAAAAAUAGAUCAACUCUUAAAGCUCUUAUUCCUAAACUAAGUUUCAAAUUUAAGAACACAACUUCUGAGAUUGAAAAAGCUGCUUUCCUUGCACUUGAAGGUUCGUCCAAUGUGCCACAGAAAAAGCCUUUUCUUUCGAGGACACUGUCUCGAAUCAAACCUCGAGGGAGGAAAACAUCUUCUUUACCUGUAUCACCGGUUCCCCAUUCAAAUCCAGUGUCUGUACAUGGAGAAAAAGCUUAUCCAGCAAUGGCUAAUGAGAAAGAACUGCAAUUACCUAUUCAUCGUUCGCGAUCUGUUCCUGCAUUUACCGAGGAAGAUACUCCUGUAGGCGGCAUGUUUCGUAUAUUUCGAACCAUACCCCAAUUGAAUGAGAAAAUCACCACCGCAGCAAUAUCUGCAGCAUCUCCACCUGGUGAAACAGUUGAAACUGAGAAUGGAGGUGAAGAUAUUCCUGAAGAAGAAGCUGUAUGUAGAAUUUGUAUGGUUGAAUUGGGAGAAGGUGGUGAUACUUUUAAAUUGGAGUGUAGCUGCAAAGGUGAGCUUUCAUUAGCACAUAGAGAAUGUGCAGUUAAAUGGUUUGGAAUUAAAGGUAAUAGGACAUGUGAUGUUUGCAAACAAGAAGUUCAAAACUUACCUGUCACUCUUUUAAGACUUUACCAACCUAACUUGCAACUCAGCAGAGGUCAGCAAGCUGAUGAAAUUUCUCAAUACAGGGUUUGGCAGGAUGCUCCUAUUCUUGUCAUUGUUAACAUGUUGGCUUACUUUUGUUUUCUUGAGCAGCUUCUUAUUUCAAGUAUGGGAUCAAGUGCUAUUGCCAUGUCCCUCCCAUUUUCUUGUAUACUUGGCCUUCUUGCAAGCAUGACAGCUACAACCAUGGUGAGGAGAAAUCAUGUUUGGAUUUAUGGAACCGUGCAGCUUGGUCUUGUGGUUGUUGAUGGACAUCUUCUCUACUCAGUUGCUCAUAUGGAAGCUGUUUUGGCUAUACUACUAGCUACAUUUGCUGGAUUUGGAACUGUAAUGUGUGGAACAUCUAUUCUUAUGGAGAUUUUGAAGUGGAGGAGACGACGGCUCGCUCAGUCGAACUCGAAUCAACAGAACGGCGGUUAUCAGGACGCGGUUGUGUCUGAUCAAUCAUCUGCAGCCACUCAUCAAACUCAAAUUGAUUCUCAACAUACUGAGAGUAAUGUAGGAAUCUCCUAGACAAAUGAGCUGACAAAAUAUAUUUUUAUAUUUUUCUUUUUGAAUGCUGGCAUCAUUAAGGUGUGUGACUAACAAAAUGUUCAUAUUGUAUAGACAACUUUGAGCACUUUACAUUCUUGUAUAACAUUUGUACAUUUAGGAACAGAAAUUUAUCAUGUGUGCAGUCUCUCAUCAGAAAGAAUGAAAACAAAGUUGAUUGUGAAAGAAUGAAAUCUAUGAACAGAUCCUAUUGUGAAAUUAGAUAUUAAAAUUU
Cicer arietinum (chickpea) is the source of this 2011-nucleotide messenger RNA. RefSeq lists its product as uncharacterized. Gene Ontology annotation, molecular function: zinc ion binding. Lineage: Eukaryota; Viridiplantae; Streptophyta; Magnoliopsida; Fabales; Fabaceae. The record is from RefSeq and is a predicted model, not a curated record.